AUGAGUAACGCCUCCAUCCGCCAGACCGAGGCUAGAGUCCACCAAGCAUCUUCCGAGGAUCGCGAACUAGCGAUCGCACUCAAGAGCUAUGAGCCGGACACAGAAGAGGAGAAGAGGCUAGUGCGAAAGAUUGAUUUCAUCCUGCUGCCGUGCCUGUGGUGGAUGUACAUCUUGGCGUAUCUGGACAAGGGCAACAUCGCAAACGCCAACGCUGCUGGCCUAAGCGAAGAUCUGGGUCUAUCUGACAAUGAGUAUUCCCUGUUCAUCUCCGUCUUCUUCGUGGGGUACUUCCUCCUCGAGGUACCUUCCAACUUGGUCAUGGUUAGGAUAAGACCUUCUAUCUACCUGUCCAUUAUUGUGUUCGUAUGGGGUUGCAUCGUCACGGGCAUGUCCCAGGCAAAAACACUGAAGGAGUUCCUCGUGGGACGAUUCUUUCUAGGCUGCGCGGAAGCUGGAAUGUUUCCCGGUGCCCUGUACGUCCUGACAUGUUGGUACACUAAGAAGGAAGUCGGUAAACGCUUUUGCAUUUUCUACACUUCAGGAUGCAUAGCCCCUGCCCUCGGUGGGAUAAUGGCUGGCGCCAUCAUCAAAAGCCUCGACGGGGCUAGAGGCAUGACCGGAUGGAGAUGGCUUCUAUUAGUUGAAGGCCUCAUCACCGUGUUUUGCUCCGGCUGUCUCUUCUUCCUCAUCCCCGACUACCCCCACAAUACGCGGCGGUUCAAGCAGGAUGAGCGUCGUCUAGCCCAUGUCCGCAUCAUGUACGAUCAAAAGGUCAACGUAGUACUGGAGAACAGCACCCUGACCGCCUUCCAAGCGCUGAAAGCCGUGAUAGCCGACCCAAAGACGUGGCUAUUCUUGGUGCUAUACAACCUGAACGGAACCUGCACCACAAUUUCCUACUUCAUCCCUACCAUUCUGAAGACUCUGGGGUACACCAAGGUGACGGCACAAUGGAUGACUGUCCCCAUCUACAUUACGGGAGCCGUGUCGAUGCUCAUCUUCUCGUAUACCUCAGAUAAGAUGCAGGACCGCCGCUGGCAUCUGUCUCUCCUACACCUGGCCCCAGUGACGGCAUGCUUGGUUUCUUUAUUCGUCACGAACGCGGUGGUCAAGUACAUUAUGAUGUGCCUCUUCGUUGGCGGGUUGUAUACCGCUCUCCCCCUUAUACUCAACUGGGCGAGCGAGUGCAUCUCCUUCCCAAACAAGAAGCGGUCCGUGGCCAUCGCUUUCAUCAACACGUUCUGCAACCUGUCGAUGCUUUACGGGAGUUUCCUGUGGCCGAGUGCCGAUGCACCCCGCCACGUCCUGGGUUUCGCUACCAUGUGUUCGUUCACCGGUGCCGCGUCCAUCCUGGCUGCUGUGAUGCCGCUCAUAUUCCCGUUGUUACCCAAGCAGCCUGGGACUAAGGCGGAGAGAGAUAUUCUGGCUCUGGCGGCGAGCGAGAGCCAGACCUCUAUUGACGAAGAUAGGGGUAUCAUGGUACCCCAAGUCAUUGUGAAGAACCAGACCAAGACCGACCAGGACCAACGAGGCGAACAACAUCACCAACAUCACGCGACUUCUGUAUGA
Molecule: messenger RNA, 1569 nt
Organism: Clonostachys rhizophaga
Lineage: Eukaryota; Fungi; Ascomycota; Sordariomycetes; Hypocreales; Bionectriaceae
Source: the annotation of a GenBank genome assembly